Molecule: messenger RNA, 581 nt
Organism: Penaeus vannamei (Pacific white shrimp)
Lineage: Eukaryota; Metazoa; Arthropoda; Malacostraca; Decapoda; Penaeidae
Product: cuticle protein 8
Cellular component (GO): extracellular matrix
Source: RefSeq, a predicted model, not a curated record
ACGUCAGCCAUGUCUCUCAAGGUGAUCCUCGUAGCGUGUGUGGCCGCAGUGGCUCUGGCCGAUAAGGCUCCCGUGUACCAUCAGCCUCCUGUUUACGCCGCACCCACGUACCACGCUCCCGAACCCGUGUACCAUGCCCCUGCCCACUACAAGGAGCCAGAGUACCCCACCGUCCCCCCGAAGUACAACUACAACUACGGCGUCGCCGACGGCUACUCCGGCGCCAACUUCGGCCACUCGGAGUCCCGCGACGGCUACAAGACCGAGGGCAGCUACUCCGUCGACCUCCCCGACGGCCGCAAGCAGACCGUCAAGUACGUGGACAACGGCGACGGUUAUGUGGCUGAGGUCAUCUACGAGGGCGAGGCUCAGUACCCCGAGUACAAGCCCACCUACAAGCCCGCUCCUUACCACGCUCCCCCCAAGUACCCCGUGUACUAAGGGUGUACAUUCUCGCUCAGACAUCGCGUACAUAUCAUUUCACCUCUCAGUUGCCUCAUUUCAUUUUCUAAACUGGAUCACUAAGGCUGAGGCUAUGUGAUCCUGCUUUAUACAUGGAGAUUCACAAUAAAAUAUUUUAC